Molecule: messenger RNA, 219 nt
Organism: Morchella importuna
Lineage: Eukaryota; Fungi; Ascomycota; Pezizomycetes; Pezizales; Morchellaceae
Exons: 4
Coding region: 1-219 (72 amino acids)
Source: RefSeq, a predicted model, not a curated record
AUGUCUGCGGGCCAUAUCAAGAUAGCACUAUUGGACGAUGCAAGGGGCCAUGAUAUUGGAAACCGCCGAUAUUUGGGUUUAAGCAAGGCCGUUUGGCAAGAGAUUUUCAGCCAACUGGAAAAGAAGAAGGCGAGGCGAAAAUACCUUAGCAACAAAGGGGGGCGACGGGGAAAAAUUGGCAGUUUGGAGGGUUGGGAUUACCGGGUAUGGCUAGUUUAG